AUGGUAGGCAAAUACGAUGGUCUAGGCGACCCUGAUGAUCACCUCAAUCUAUUCAAAAGCGUAGGGGAAGUAGCCUGCUGGCCCAUGCCCCUCUGGUGCAAGAUGUUUGUCCAAACGCUAGUAGGCGCGACCAGGGUCUGGUUGGAUAGUUUGCCCAUUGGGGAAAUUGAUAGUUUUGAAGACCUAGAGGCUAAGUUCAUACUGCAGUUUAGCCAGCAAAGAAGACACAUAAAAGAUCAAAAUGAACUCCUCCACAUUCGUCGGCGAGACAAUGAAACGGUGGAAAGUUUUAUUGUUAGAUUCAAUAAGGAGAGCCUGGCGAUCCCAGGUGUCACGAACGACCUGGCAUGUGGAGCUUUCUUACAAGGGGCUGUAGCUGCCAGUCACGCGGCCAAUCGAAAGAAGGAGGCUCAGAAAGGUCAGGAAGAUAGAGAACAGUGGAAUUCUAAAAGUAAAGGUAGAGGAGACCCAUACCAGAGAGAUAGAGCAGACUCGCGGUAUGACAGGUCUAGAAAUACCUACUUAAGGAAUGAAUCCUCUAAGCCGUGGUCUGAGUACCCUAGUUUGAGCAAGACGCUGGCAGAAAUCCUAGCUUCCGAGAACCUCAAGUUCAACCCUCCAAAGCCGCUAAAGGGCAACCCCAACAAAGACACAAGAAAGUUCUGUGAAUACCACAAAGGGAGCGGCCAUGAUACCAAUGAUUGUUUUCAGUUAAAGAAGCAGAUCGAGUAUUUUGUGAAAGCGGGUAAAUUGGCACACCUGGUGCGAGACAUCAAACAGGGACCGCCUCCCGUUAAGGAAGAAAACGACAAAGCGGCGGGUAAAAGGCUGCAAGAGUUAAACAUGGUAUACGCUGACAAGGGAAAAGGGGCCAAAAGGAGUUUUUCCACACUCGAACCCUGGAUGCUAACAACCAUGACAAUUGAACCUCGUGUGGAGGAUUUACACCUUACCACUGAUGCCUUAUUAUAUCCGCUGCGGUAG
This is a messenger RNA of Helianthus annuus (common sunflower), 984 nucleotides long. RefSeq lists its product as uncharacterized. NCBI's taxonomy places the organism in Eukaryota, Viridiplantae, Streptophyta, Magnoliopsida, Asterales, Asteraceae. Bases 1 to 984 code for a protein of 327 amino acids. The transcript is spliced from 2 exons. The record is from RefSeq and is a predicted model, not a curated record.